UUGAAACUAUGGCGUGUUUUCUCAUAGUUCGAAAAUGUUACCCGUUUCUAGUUUUGUUAGGUGCUAUUUGCGUGGGCGCUGUUUCGAAAAGACAAAAAAAUUUAAGAUUGCAACAAUUUGACGAGAACUGCGACGGAGCAGACGUCAGCACGUAUGCCGCACACUUUAGAAGUAACGAACUCAAAUUGGCUAACAAUAAAUACAAUCUCAACUUUGAAAUUGAAAUCGCCAGAGACUGGCCGAAGGAUUUUAAAAUCCAGAUCGAUUUGGUUAGAUGCAGACACAGAGAUUCACCAAACACUUGCGAAAAAUACCAAAGCAUCACCAUACCGUAUUUCUGCAAGUUGCUAAAUAUGGCGGAAAAACCGUGGACACCCAUAUUCUCCGUUAUGGCACCGAAAAUAGUAUGUCCUAUCAAAAAGGGUAGUAAAUACAGAACAAGAAAUAACACUUCGGUAGAUACAAAAGCAUUUGCCAGUUUGCCAAUGAUCGGAAAUUAUCACUGGAUAGCAACUUCGAAGUCCAUGGAUCAAACAACCAACGAAUUGUUGCAUUGUGUCAGAACCGCAGGUCAAUUAAUUUACGUGAAUUAAACAUAUUUUGGUUGUUAAAAUGCCAAUGUCAAUAAAUAUAUUAGUGUAACAAGCAAU
Molecule: messenger RNA, 650 nt
Organism: Cylas formicarius (sweet potato weevil)
Lineage: Eukaryota; Metazoa; Arthropoda; Insecta; Coleoptera; Brentidae
Exons: 4
Coding region: 9-593 (194 amino acids)
Source: RefSeq, a predicted model, not a curated record